Stylonychia lemnae is the source of this 2304-nucleotide messenger RNA. NCBI's taxonomy places the organism in Eukaryota, Ciliophora, Spirotrichea, Sporadotrichida, Oxytrichidae. The record is from the annotation of a GenBank genome assembly.
AUGAUACUAAAUGAUUAAAAGGAUGCUAAAAUAUCACGAAUAAACUUAAACGAAAAUGUUUAAAACUAUGUUCGUAAAAACUCUAAUCAACUGGACCCCAUUCCCUCUAAAUAAACUUCUUAGGAAAUUAAAUGCACCUCUGAAAGCUUACCCAUUGGGAAUUAAGAUGCAGGCAAUGCUGUAAAAUGUGAAUAUGAGGUUAUCACGGAUAUCGCUAAUGAUUUGAACUUGGAAAUAUCCGAAGAUGAUACAGAAGACUGGGACAUCUACUGGAUUGAUUAGCAAAUAAUGCCUAAUUUUGUAAUGAAAAUGAAAAGUUACUAACGGGUGAAUCACUUUCCUGGAAUGCCUUUUUUACUUGAUGGACUUAAAUUUGAUCUUCGAGUUUAUGUAUUAAUUACUGGUGUCAAUCCACUUAGAGCAUUUAUAUAUAAAGAUGGGCUUGCAAGAUUCGCAACUCAAUAGUAUGAAGAACCUAAUCUAAAUAAUCUUAAUAAUCUCUAUAUGCAUCUUACAAAUUAUGCCAUCAAUAAGGAUUCAGAGGAGUUUAUUUUCAAUAGAGAUCCUAAAAAGGAUAAUAUCGGCCAUAAAAGAAGCAUAAGAGCUGUGCUUGAUCAGAUUCAAAAUAAAGCCAGAAACAAAACAAAUGUCAGAGAGGGUUUAUGGUCUGGAAUAAAAGAUAUUAUUUUAAAAACAAUAAUAUCAGGUCUGCCUAAAUUAUAGCACGUAUUUAAAACUUCUAAACCAGAUGACAGUGAAAAUAGUUAAUGCUUUUAAAUCUUAGGCAUUGACAUCUUUAUUGAUGAAGAUUUGAAGCCUUGGCUAAUAGAAGUUAAUUAAGCUCCUAGCUUCACAACAGAUACCCCGCUUGAUUAUAAUAUUAAGAAAAACCUGCUUAAAGAUACAAUUAAGAUGCUAAACUUAUCUUUGAAACGAAAGUAUAAGUAUUUGUAUUAAAUGCAAACAGAUUAAAAGAAAAGGGUAAUGAAUGGUAGGGUUAAAAAAUCAUAAGAUGAAAAAGAUUACAUAAGGGCUAAAAAAUUAAGGUUAAAGGAUAAAUUUGAAUAGAAUAAUCUCAGUAUUAUGUAUGAGUAGCUUUUUCCUUUAAAACAUAUAAAUGACUAGACCUAAAUAUGGUAGGAGAGAUAUGAAAAACUAAUAGAAAAAUCUUAAUAGUUAUAUCACGAUUAACUAAAGGGACUUAUUCCAGUAAAGAUACCAAAAGAUUCAAUGUUCCUUGAUUUAAAGCAUGAUAAAUUUGGAAAUUAACAUUCAAGACAAUAGAAAUCUUAAUCUAUGGUGAACUCACCUGCAAGGAACACAGAGAGAUAAAAGGUUAAGUACAGUCAUACUCCGAAUCAGCAAGGAAUUCCUCCGUUAUAAAAUUACAUAAGAUUGAAUAAGUACUAAGAAUUAAUAGAUCACUUAAAGCAUUCCCUUAUUCAAAGGUAGCAUGAUAUACAAUAAAAUCUCUAACAGUCUAACAAGAUAUCUAUUGAUCCUUUCAAAGUAACUUAGUUGAAGAACUAACGGCCCUAGGCUAAGUAAAAUACAAGGGGUCACUCUUCAUUUAUAAAAGAAGAAGCUUAGCAGGAUUUCAAAGACACUAAAUAGGAAUAAUCAUAAUAAAUGUAACAGUAGCAGUUACCUGAAAUAAUAACUCCUAAAUCAAACAAUAAAAGAUUAAAAUAAAAGAAAAUUAGAAUAGAGAAGUUUUUGAAUCUCUCAGAUGAAGAGUAAAACAACUAUGACAGGAAUUAGAUAAUAUUUCAUACUAAUCAAUUAGAGUUUGGAAAAGCAUACCCAGUAAGAGGCAGACCAAGUAAUAACGUUAUAAAUUAUAAAGAUGAGUCUAAUGAAUUCCUCAUGCCAUAACCCAAGCAAACUCAGUUACUACCAUUUUAGCAGCUGUAAAUGUAAAGACAGUCACUUUAGCAUUAGAGGCAUCUGCAUGAGUAAUACAAUAAUAUGAGAAUCAAUACUAAUGAGAUUCUCGCUCCAAUAAUACCAACACAGUCAUCAACAGAAAACUAUUUGGACUAUAAUAUAGCAUCUAAGAGUUUUGGGUCUUAGAGGGAAGGAGUAAACAGUGCAGUAGAUAGGAAAGAGAUGAGUAAGACUUUGCCAAGGCAGUCUAUACUCCAAGGAAUAAUCGGCUAGCAUAUGAUCAGAUCCCCUCAAAUUUAAAAUAAUAAAAAGAAACUCAGUAUCAAUCUAGGUUAGCCUUGUAUAUUUCUUGCAGAUCCAACUAUAUAUCAUUUCAAUCAGUAAUCAAACAGAAUGGUAUUUUCUAAAGAAUUAUGA